Messenger RNA from Diabrotica virgifera virgifera (western corn rootworm), 1084 nucleotides. Its product is annotated as protein atonal-like. The record is from RefSeq and is a predicted model, not a curated record. Gene Ontology annotation, molecular function: protein dimerization activity. NCBI's taxonomy places the organism in Eukaryota, Metazoa, Arthropoda, Insecta, Coleoptera, Chrysomelidae. The transcript has a single exon. Bases 536 to 1084 code for a protein of 182 amino acids.
UCUCCAGUGCGUUCACUCACGCGAAUAUGUAAAUAAGAAGCACGCGACAACGUUUUAAUGGACGUGUUCUUGUGAUAUUAGUGUCACUGCAACUUUCUGUUCCGUCUUCGGAGAUAUUUUUAAUAUGUGAAGUUUAACCGAUACGAGGAGGCUCUAUUAUUGUCACUAUAUCAAUUUUAUUCAUAAAAUAUUCGAAAUACUAUUGACAAAAGUAAGGCCCCUAUCAAAAAUUAUGUACCUUCAGGAGUUAAGUCCUGCAAACAUUUGGAAGUGAAAAAAGCUGCACUGAUUAAUUGAACCAAGUAAAACAUGCUGUGAUUUUGUUAAUAUUUGAAUAAUACUUAGGCGGGAUAAACUAAUAAAGUUAAUUAGAAAAACAGUUUGGCCUGUUACAAUAACUUUCAUCAAAUAUUUACUUAUUCUCUUAUAUACCAAAUUAUAUGAUUCCUGUAACAAGUCUUCCAAAUGAACCAAAUUUUCUGAUAAAAGUCCAAACCCACGAGAACUUAGCUCAAACAGAUAUGAAAAUAAAGACAUGUACGUCCGGCAUCAUGCACAAGAGUCCUCUUCCGACGGUUGCUUAUCUCCAAGGGUGUCAACUCCUGACAGCCACUACGCAUUGACGGUUUCCAGCCCUUUGUCCACAGCAUCCGAUCCAGGGAUGUCGUCCCAACCUUACACCCCCAACUACUACAGACAAGAGUGGGGUGGCAGCAGGGGAUACUACGGGGAGAACAACAACAUCUACAAUAAGUACGACUACAAGUAUAAGUCCCAAGGAGUGGAUAGUCCCAUGAGCAGUUAUGCGAGACAGGACUACUAUAAUGACAGUAAGUACAAAAAAGAUACUAAUCCUAGAAGAAGUAACAGUCAACCCCAGACGGGGGUAGAAGUGAUGAAAAAACGUAGGCUAGCUGCAAAUGCUAGAGAGAGAAGGAGAAUGAAUAGUUUAAAUGACGCUUUUGAUAGGUUAAGGGAUGUCGUUCCCUCUUUGGGGAACGAUAGAAAAUUGUCAAAGUUCGAGACGCUGCAAAUGGCUCAGACCUAUAUUGCGGCGUUACACGAACUAUUGGAAAGAGACUAG